Molecule: messenger RNA, 4804 nt
Organism: Rhinolophus ferrumequinum (greater horseshoe bat)
Lineage: Eukaryota; Metazoa; Chordata; Mammalia; Chiroptera; Rhinolophidae
Gene: OMD
Product: osteomodulin
Exons: 3
Coding region: 302-1573 (423 amino acids)
Molecular function (GO): protein binding
Source: RefSeq, a predicted model, not a curated record
AAAGAAAGAAGUAAGCCACAUAAAUCUGACCGAGAACACAAGAAUCUUAAUUUGAAUCCACAAAGUUUUGGAUAAUGAAAAGAAAUACAUAAUUUUAAUUCAUCCCAAGUGUUUUCCAGGCAGAUUAUAUUUGCUUAAAUUGCUUCAGUAAUUCAAGAGACAGCCCUGUUUGGACAUACAGUUACUGUGGAUUUUUAAGAGACUCGGUUAAAGAAUUUAGGAAUUUCUGAUUCAUUUACAGGAUUUGCAAAUUCAUCAACCUCUGAAAACUAAAGCAAACUCAACAGGACAAAAAAAGAAUAUGGGCUUUUUAGGUCCAGUAUGUGUCCUUCUCUUAUUUCUUGGAGUCAAGGUAUAUUGCCAAUAUGAAAGUUAUCAAUGGGAUGAAGAUUAUGACCAAGAAUCAGAUGAUGUCUACCAACCAGAAUUCCAGUAUCAUCAAAAUGUAGACUACAGAGUACCUUUUCAUCAGCAUACUUUAGGCUGUGCCAGUGAAUGCUUCUGCCCACCCAACUUUCCAUCAUCAAUGUACUGUGAUAAUCGCAAACUCCAGACUAUUCCAAAAAUUCCAUCACACAUUCAGCAAGUCUAUCUUCAGUUCAAUGAAAUUGAGGCUGUGACUGCCGAUUCAUUCAUGAAUGCAACUCAUCUUAAAGAAAUCAAUCUCAGCCACAACAAAAUUAAAUCUCCAAAGAUUGAUCAUGGCGUGUUUGCUAAGUUGUCAAAUCUACUACAACUUCACCUACAGUAUAACAGUUUAGAAGAAUUUCCGUUUCCUCUUCCGAGGUCUUUGGAAAGACUUCUUCUUGGUUACAAUGAGAUCUCCAGACUGCAGACAAAUGCCUUGGAUGGGCUAGUAAACUUGACCAUGCUCGAUCUCUGUUAUAACCAUCUUGAUGCUUUCACGUUACAAGACAAAAACCUUGCCAAAAUGGAAAAUUUAAUGCAACUCAACCUAUGUAAUAACAGAUUGGAAUCAAUGCCUCCUGGGUUGCCUUCUUCACUUAUGUAUCUUUCUUUAGAAAACAAUUCAAUUUCUUCUAUACCAGAAAAUUACUUCAGUGAACUUCCGAAACUUCAUGCUCUGAGAAUGUCACACAACAAACUACAAGACAUUCCAUAUAAUAUUUUUAAUCUUUCCAACCUUAUAGAGCUCAAUGUUGGACACAACAAACUGAAGCAAGCAUUCUAUAUUCCAAGAAAUUUAGAACACUUAUACCUAGAAAAUAAUGAAAUUGAAAAUAUCAAUGUUACAGUGAUGUGUCCAUCUGUUGACCCACUAUUUUACCACCAUUUAACAUACAUUCGUGUGGACCAAAAUAAGCUAAAAGAGCCAAUAAGCUCAUAUAUUUUCCUCUGCUUCCCUCAUAUACAUAGUAUUUAUUAUGGUGAACAAAGAAGCACUAAUGGUCAAACAAUACAACUGAAGACCCAAGUUUUAAGGAGAUUUCAUGAUGAUGCUGAUAGUGAAGAUGAUGAUGAUGAUGGUCAUGAAGGCCCAGAACAAGAAGAAACAGAAGAAAACAUGGACCCUCACUACUACGGAAGUCAAGAAUGGCAAGAAACUAUAUAGAUAUACAUAUAUGACUUCACAAAAUCUUAUCGCUCACAGUGAUAUAUCCAGAAUUAUGUAUUAGUAUAAGAUCAAGUACUUAAAUUUAAGUUGUUGGUAACAUCUUCGUCAUUACAUAGAAUUAGAACUUACUCAAAAUGAUACAAGUCUUUAAGAAUAUAAAUUAGAAUGACAAGUGGGACUCAAACACUAAACUUUAAACAAUUUUGUCGUGUUGAGAAAAACAGCAAGUAGGCCAUUUCUAGUAAUAGUAAUUUUUCUAAGAAUGAUGAAAGAAAUAGUGUUAGAAGCUGAGAACUGUAAGCCAUUUGCUUUGAAUUAUUAUGAGGAUAGUUUAAAUGUCUGGAGAUUACAUUAAUAUAAUAGACAGACGUUCAUUUAAGGAAUAGAUUUAUUUCUUUGACCUGAUCUCCAAAAAAGCUCUCACACUUGCGUUUGAGAUCUCAUCCCCAUGACUCUACCAUUUAGAGCACAGGAUAUUUUUGAUUUUCAAAAGAGGCCAUCCUACUAAGUAUCCAAGGCAUGGAAUUCAUAAAAUCAACGAGUCUUGUUUUUCUCUCAGAGCACCAAAGCAACAAAAUUUUAAACCCUGUGUUUGGACAACUAAAAAAACACCAAAUUAUUUCAUCAAAAUCUGUAUUUAGCAAAUUUCAAGCAACUGUCCAAAACAAUCUUUACUGUGCUUCAUUAUAACUGGGAUAAAUGUUUUUAUAGUAAAUUCACUAAAAAAAGGUUUCUUUGUUUUAGUUACAUAAAGAUUUCCUAAUAAAUGACUGCUUUGUUCACAAGGUUAAGUUAAUGUUGGCACAAGAAAGUAUAUCAACAUUAUUAAACACUUCUAUUUUUCUAGCACAAUUAAUUAGAAACAUCUAUGUGUACCAGCCAAUGUUUAUUUACAUAGGGUUAAAGUUGAAUAGAGUUCCUUUAAAAUUUGAAUAGACCAGCUUUGAUAUCUUGUUUAAAAUCUUAAAAAUCACAUAUUAUUUAAUCUAUCAUUUUGAAGUAUUUUAAGUAUGCCUUGUAAUGAAGAUUAUCUAAUUGCUUAAUGAACUUUCUUGAUUUACCAGAAAUGUUUCUUGACUAACAUUUCAUAGAAUUCCUCAGAUAAAGAAUAAACACAAAUAUGGGGCUGUCUAUACAGAGAAGCCAAAGAACAAACAAUAAUUUGGACGAUACGCAAAGACCAGUCAAGUAAAACAGUAUUUUGAAGCAGUUUUCAAAUGGCGAGUCUUUAUUUUUCUGGAGAUGACAGUUUAAAAUGAAGCCUCUAAUGCUCUUUAUGUAAUAUAUAUAAUAACCUGCUCUAUAAUAUAUAAUAACCUGCUCUUUGAGUAGGUUAUUAGCAUUUGCAGAAACAGAACACCCACCUGACCCCAGGGACAAGCUCAACAAUCCAGAAUGAACAAAGGCAACUCUCCAUUCAUUCAUUUAAUUAACAUUCAUCAAGUCAUUUGGUAUGUAGGGCUCAGCAAUGAGAGAUCUAGCAAUGGAAUACCCAUGUAUACCUGGCGCAAAAUGCUGGCGAUGUGGGUAAUGCCCACUUUCAACAGAGGUAAAAAAUUUUAAGGAUCACCAACCUUUUAUUGAAUUUCUUAAAAAUAGGGCCAUAAAUUUGAACAUUUAUUAUGAGCUAAUAUGUAGAAAACACUGUGGGUGUUUUAGGAGAUAAGACUAUUUCUUACCAAGAAUGGUUUAAGUUAAUGAAAGACAUCAUAGAAAGCAAAUCAAAACCACAAUGAGAUACCCCUUCACACUCACAGGAAGCUCUAAGCAAACAGACAGCCAAUCACACUUGUUAGCAAGGAGGUGGGAAAGUGGAACCUUCGUGUACCACUGGUAGGGAUGUCAGAUGCUGUGGCUGUUUUACAAAGCAGUCUGGCAGUUCUUCACAAAAUUACAGUAACUAUGAUGUAGCAAUUCCACUCUUAGGUUUAUAACCAAGAGAACUGAACACAUAUGUUCACACAAAACAUGUACACAAAUGUUCAUGGCAGCCUUAUCCAUUAACAGCCAGAAAGCACACAAAUGUCCAUCAGCUGAUAAAUUUAUAAACAAAAUGUAGUCUAUCCACACAAUGGAAUAUUACUCGGCCGAAAGAAGGAAUGAAGUAAGGACACCUGCUGCAACAUGGACGAACCAUGAAAAUAUUAUACUAGUGAAAAGCCAGUCAUAGGAGACCAAAUAUUAUAUCAAUCUUUUUAAAGGAAAUGUCCAGAACAGCCAAAUCUAUAGAGACAAAGAGAUUGUUGGCUGCCUGGGGCUAGGUGGCAGCAGAAUAGAGGAAAAGUGGAGAGUGACUGAUAAUGGGUAGAGGGAUUCUUUUUGGGGUGAAAAAAUAUUCUAAAAUUGAUUGUGGUGAUGGCUGUACAAGUCUGAAAAUACUAAAAACUAUUGAAUUGUAUACUUUAAAAGUGUAAAUUGUAUGAGAUGUGAAUUAUCUCAAAGCUGUUAUUAAAAAAAUUUAACAAAGAAAAUAAGAUAAAACAAUUCAUUCUAACAUGAGGAAAGAAAUAAAAUGCUAAAGUGGCAGUAACUCAAAAGCAAUGUGAACACAGAUAUCCUGACUUGGCCGGGAUGUAGUGAAGUAAUUGAUGGCUUCACGGAAGGUGUGUAAGUAGGAACGGGGCGGCAAGAGUGGAGAAAACAUAUUCCCAGGGCGAGAGCAAUACAGAGAUGUGCUAAUUACUUAUUUCACCUCUUGCACAGUUAAAAAAAAUAAAAACCCUACAAUUUUCAGAAUUUUGGGGCUUCUAUCUCCUAAACUGAUAAAAUACAUUUUAAACCUCAAAGAACAGCCUUAAUGAAGAAUAAAACAGUACAAUUUAACACUUCAGAAGAAGGAAUUUGAAAUCAGAUGUGCCUGAGUAGAAGAAGCCUGACUUCAUACAUCUGACUAAGCUAGGUGACUCUAAGUUACUUAACUGCUGGAAGGCCCCCUUUCCACAUUUCUAUGAAAGGUGGUUCGCAUAGUUAGAAGCAUAAAGAGAAAGUGUCCAUACACAGCAUUUAACAAGGCCAUGCCAGUCACAGGCAUCCAACAAGCAGGAACCAUUAGUUCAGCAUGUCCAGCCCUGCCACCUGCUAGACCUACAAGGUAUGAUCAAAACAUACAGUGAGUGCUGCUGCCGAGUGCCUUCCAGUGGAAAGGCGGGGGUCUUCACUAUGCGUGGAACCUACCCUGUUUCCCCGAAAAUAAGACCUAGCCAGACAAUCAGCUCUAAUGCGUCGUUU